AGCUGUUGUUUUGUUUUGUGUUUUCCGAUUUCUUUCGUUGUGAAUGUUAUGAAAUAGCUAAACCUAUAAUUUUAUAAUUUAUGAGUGUACUAAUUGUUUCUUCAAGAAUGAAAGAAUAAUACAUAUAGGACUAUGUAUUUCUUUUAGGUUAUGCAGGAUAGCUAGCGACAAUUAAUCAACCAUGGCUUUAGCGAGCAACGAACCGGGAGAGCUAAAAAUCAGGGAACUGUUGAAAGAGCUGCAUCGACUCAUUGUGCAGACGCAGGAGGAGAGAACGAGGAGCGAACACAAUCUGACAAACAUCGCCAAGACUCACGAGCGAAUGCAGAGCGAAACCAAGAUCUCACCGUACUACAAGUCGAAGCUACGUGGGUUGUACAACACGGCUAUGCAAGAUGCAGAAUCGGAGGCUGAGUGAGUAACGAUAGAAUCGGUCGUUAAUAAUUAAGCAAUAGGUUGGGAUGGAGAUAAGUGA
Molecule: messenger RNA, 475 nt
Organism: Priapulus caudatus
Lineage: Eukaryota; Metazoa; Priapulida; Priapulimorpha; Priapulimorphida; Priapulidae
Product: SAGA-associated factor 29 homolog
Exons: 4
Coding region: 182-418 (78 amino acids)
Cellular component (GO): SAGA complex
Source: RefSeq, a predicted model, not a curated record